CAAAAGAACUGACUGAAAAUAACAUAAUAAAUCUAUAAUUAUAAAAGGUUUAAGUGAAAAAGAUCAGAAAUGUUAGCUCGUAUUGCUGCUCUAACACAGAGACCCCUUUCUUUUAUUCGCUCCUUCAAGUACAGGAGAACUGAUAGCAUACCAAAUUCCAGCCGUGGAGAAAUGGAUUUUACGGAUUUGGAUUCAAAUGCUACGAAAUGUGUAAAUCUUAGGUUGUGCAGUGUCUCCGGUUGCAUGACUGAGAUACUUGAAAUUCGUGCUGUUCGUCCCUCUUUUCAUGUUGUGUUUGUUCCUGGAAAUCCUGGUGUUAUUACCUUUUACAAGGACUUUGUGGAAUCAUUGUUCAAGUCCCUGGGAGGAACGGCAUCUGUAUCAGCUGUUGGCGCUUCAGGUCAUACAGAAAAGAAUUGGGAACACGGAAAGUUGUAUUCCUUGCAAGAACAAAUUGAUCACAAGAUUGAGUUCAUCAAAGUGCAAAAUAUUGAAGCCCCUUUAGUUCUUGUAGGGCACUCUAUUGGUUCAUAUAUAGCACUAGAAAUGCUAAGGAGGCUGCCAGAGAAGGUAAUGUAUUGCAUUGGACUCUACCCAUUUUUAGCCUUAAAUCUGCAAUCAAAGAAACAGGCUGUCAUCGUGAAGGUUAUUAUGUCCAGAGUACUGUCCAUUAUGGUUACACUCUUUGUAGCACCGUUGAGCUUGUUACCAAGACGGGUUUUGAGGCUAAUUUCUGAACUUUCGAAUGGGAAUUCAUGGUCUAAUACUGCCCACGAAGCUUGUUGCUCUCACUUACCACAGUAUCAUACCAUACGCAAUGUGCUAUAUAUGGCCAGGACGGAGUUCAUAAAGCUUUCAGAAACACCAGAUUGGGAAUUUAUGAGAGAAAACCAGGAGAAAAUUUCAUUCUUGUAUGGCAUUGAUGAUCACUGGGGUCCAUAACAAAUGUUCGAAGAGGUCUCUAGGCAGGCCUCAGGAAUUGCUCUAUCAAUAGAAAGGGAGGGCCACACUCACGGUUUUUGUUGUACGGAGGCUGGCUCCAUAUGGGUUGCUCGCCAUGUUGCUAGCCUGAUAAAGAACAAAUUAGCAAGAUGAUGCCGGUAAGAUCAGUUUUAUAAUUAUUGCAUUAUUUUGAUUGCAAUGCAGUUUGGUUUGAGUAUCAAAUCAACUGCAGUGACAUCUGAAAUAAGCUAGAUAUCACUAUUAGAGUACUUUGGUUCACUCUAAUGGAAUAGAGAUGUAAUAUAAUAAAAUUAUAAUGGAAUAAAGCUGUAAUAAGUAAUUCAAUUGUUUGAUUAAAUGGAAUGGAAUAGAACUGUAA
Molecule: messenger RNA, 1321 nt
Organism: Gossypium arboreum
Lineage: Eukaryota; Viridiplantae; Streptophyta; Magnoliopsida; Malvales; Malvaceae
Exons: 13
Coding region: 70-942 (290 amino acids)
Biological process (GO): lipid storage
Cellular component (GO): lipid droplet
Molecular function (GO): lipase activity
Source: RefSeq, a predicted model, not a curated record